AUGCACAAACGAACAACCUCCUCCACCUCCGUGGGGUUCGACCAUGUGUGUUUCGACGAAUCCGAUCAAGAGACCAUUCCCGAAGUUCCGCAGUCCCGCGCAGUCAAACCUUAUCGCUCAUUCAACGUCUUCAAAGAUGUGGCCCUGGGUACAAACGCCUUCAGCUUCUGUCUCCAAGUCCAUCCAUCAGGAGGACUUGCCCAAUCUCCAAGCCCAGUAUAUCACACACUGCGCAUCCCCUGGUAUAAACAGGGUCUGUAUCUCCCAGCAUCAUUCGACCUAUACGCCGGCGGCAAUGUCGUGAGUCGCAAAGAUCCAGCUCCCAAGUCCGAAGAUCACCGUGCACACAUCCACUACCGUGGAUUCGAGGGGCUGUUGAGUCUCCGUGCAUCGAUCGAUUUAGUUCUGGCUGAACCGGGCUCGGGUAAUGCUUCGGUGAAUGUUGCUAGGAGGGGAAUUGGUAGGACGUAUCGUGUUGAUAUUGACCAUGGGUCUGUUAGGACUUUCUACUGGAAAGGUUCUAAGACUGCUUUGUCGCUGCUGGAGAGUGGGGAGAGUGAGAGUGGGAAUGGGAAUUUGAAGUUCUUUGCUGCGGAUGCGCCGGGGGAUAUUCUUGCUGUAUGGCAGAAUAGAACUGAUCGGCAGAUCUUGGGGUCUUUGUUUGUUAUUGCUGAGCUGGAUGCUGGGACUGAUGGGGUGCUUGAGGGCUUGGUGGCCAGUUGUUUGGGUGUAGUGGUUGCUGAAAGGGUUUCUGGGCGAGGGUGGGUAGGUGGGUUAGGCAAGUCCAGAGGUAUUUAG
Molecule: messenger RNA, 798 nt
Organism: Penicillium salamii
Lineage: Eukaryota; Fungi; Ascomycota; Eurotiomycetes; Eurotiales; Aspergillaceae
Source: the annotation of a GenBank genome assembly